This is a messenger RNA of Heterotrigona itama, 488 nucleotides long. The record is from the annotation of a GenBank genome assembly. NCBI's taxonomy places the organism in Eukaryota, Metazoa, Arthropoda, Insecta, Hymenoptera, Apidae.
GUUCGUUAAGGAUCUCUAGUCUUCGUUUCAAUUUUGAUACGUCUUUUAUGGAAGACGAGGUAAUGAAUUAUGUAGCUACUCGUCCGACAGCUUCGUUAGCUUCUUUAAACACGUGGUAUUCUCUGUUAAAAAUCUUUGCUUUUAUCGCUGAUAUCAUUUUCCACCUGACUCUUCGAAGGAAACGUGUCAAAUUAUUCAGCCAAAUUUCGCGGCAAAUAUACGAGAGAGAGAGAGAGAGAGAGAGAAAAUGUUCCGAAUCGACGGAGAACGUGGGUAACGGCAGGAGUCGUGGCAGCUGUAGAACGGUGAAACGAGAGCAACCGAAGAGAACGAUCCUGGAUUGCAGGCUUGCACGAAGCAAGCAGAUCUUAGAACGUACUCCACCAACGAGAAGCAAUCCGAUCUACCGUUCAGCAAUCACGCACGCUGUCUCGGACCUAGGCACCAUCAACCAGCGGGAUAAGUACACGAACCGGGACGCGCGAGGA